Bactrocera latifrons is the source of this 2640-nucleotide messenger RNA. Its product is annotated as elongation of very long chain fatty acids protein AAEL008004-like. The transcript is spliced from 10 exons. The coding region runs from base 1307 to 2503 and encodes 398 amino acids. Gene Ontology annotation, cellular component: endoplasmic reticulum membrane. Gene Ontology annotation, molecular function: fatty acid elongase activity. Gene Ontology annotation, biological process: fatty acid elongation, monounsaturated fatty acid; fatty acid elongation, saturated fatty acid; sphingolipid biosynthetic process. The record is from RefSeq and is a predicted model, not a curated record. Lineage: Eukaryota; Metazoa; Arthropoda; Insecta; Diptera; Tephritidae.
UCGAUGUGUGCAAUUGUUAAUUCGUUCCAUCGUCCAUUCGAGCAAUUAUUAUUGAACUCGUUAUUAGCUAGCCUGAUUAACUCGCUGAUUCUUACUUGGUUGUUAAAUUAUCAACAAAACGUGCCAAACAAGUCAGUCGCUUAGACGGAGUGUGUGACAUAGUGCGUCCUGUUGGUGCAAUAGCAAUGCAGAGAGCUUAAGAAAAAAGUCUCAAGAAAUAAACUGCAAUUCGCAAAUCGCAAAGAACCUGUCUGUCAGCCAGCGUUUUCCGCUUACAACGAUCAUCGAUUGCCUGACCGAUACGAGAGUUGGUGUUUUACAGUUUUGGCAAUUUUCGCUUUUCCUUUCAUACGCCAUUCGCUGCGUAGUUUUUCCUUUUUAUUUCGGAACUACUGUAGACGCCUUGUAUGUAUAUAAGCGAAUGUGUGUGUUAACACAAAAACAAUUAUUGUUUUUUACGAGUCACUUUUUUGCAAGAAGGGCGAUGAAAAGUUAAUGUAAUAAAAUUGAGGAUAAAUCUUUUGAACACAAAACCGAUAUCAAGAAGAAGCAACAGAUAUCAAGAACAAAUACAGCGACAGGACAGACGGCGUGUGCGCGCAGCAAAGGCAGACAGUUCAUAAUCGGUAACACAGCCUUCGCCAAUGAGCUUUAAAUGAAAGUGUUCCUGUCGAAUUGUCAGUAUAGUCUUGAAGUGAUAGCUCAGGUGUCUGGUUGAGCUGUGGCCGAAGCAAAACGCAUUCAUGUGCAUUUAGACGCGACAAAGCGGAAACAUUCAUAUCGAUAAAGCGAUAGAGAAAAGUGAACUUAGUAAGCAUAUUGAUUGUAAUUCAAUAAUUCAAAUCAUUCUGUGAAUAGCAAAAGUGUUUGACUAGAUUGAACUAGACAAAGUGUUUUAAUUAGUGUUGGAUUAGAGCGUCUUCGCAGGAAAGGUAUACAAGCAAUAUAAAACGAUCCUAGGAACCAAUCUAAAAGAUAACACCAAACAAUCAACGUAACCAGCAACAACCCACGACAACAAUAGCAGGCAUAGUUACAACAAGCUAUACCAUUAUUAUAUAUGUAAAGCAACAACAACAGGAACAAAGAAAACUGUAAGCACUAAAGUACCAUAAAAAAAUCGAACGGCGAAAGUCAACGUGCAACAAGCAAGCGUGAAAGCCCAGCCCAGCUGCAACCGCCGUGGCAAGAAUCAGUGAGAGAAUCUGACUUGGUGUGUGCCGCUAACAAUAACUAACAACAACAACUGCAACAGGAGCACGUACAAACCGGCACGGCAUAGACAAAUACUAGCACCGUUAGCACAAUGGCCUUAAUUAUGAAAUACAUUGACAGUAUGCAAAGAUAUAUGGACUCAUAUGGCGAUUCAAGGACGAAGGAUUGGCCUAUGAUGUCAUCACCAUUCCCCACAUUAGCAGUUUGCCUCACAUAUGUUUACUUAGUUAAGGUGCUUGGCCCACGAUUAAUGGAGAAUCGUAAACCAUUCCAGUUACAAAACACACUGAUAAUCUAUAAUGCAGCACAAGUGAUAUUUAGUGCAUGGCUGUUUUACGAGUGUUUAAUGGGCGGCUGGUGGGGUCAUUACAGCUUUAGAUGUCAGCCGGUGGAUUAUAGCGAUGAUCCCACUACGAAGCGUAUGGUUCACGCGUGUUGGUGGUACUACUUCUCCAAAUUCACCGAGUUCAUGGACACGGUCUUCUUUGUGCUACGCAAGAAGACGAGCCAAGUAACGACGCUGCACGUCAUACACCACGGCUGCAUGCCGAUGUCUGUCUGGUUCGGUGUCAAGUUCACACCAGGUGGUCACAGCACUUUCUUCGGUCUGCUCAACACAUUCGUGCACAUCGUCAUGUAUACGUAUUAUAUGUUCUCAGCCAUGGGUCCACAGUUCCAGAAAUAUUUGUGGUGGAAGAAGUACUUGACCACACUGCAGAUGGUUCAAUUUGUGCUGAUCAUGGUGCACGCCUUCCAAUUGCUUUUUAUCGAUUGCAACUAUCCAAAAGCGUUCGUUUGGUGGAUCGGCAUGCACGCUGUGAUGUUCUUCUUCUUGUUCAAUGAAUUCUACAAAAACGCGUACAAGGGUCGCCGCAUGAAACACAAAAAUUUAUUGAUGUUCAUUUUGCAGCGCAAAGAGAAAUACGACGACGAUGUGGACGAAGUGAAGAAGAAGGAUAGCAACAACAAAGCCGCUGAAAGUGAGGAGAAGAAAGCUUUACUCGCUAACGGUCACGUCAGUAACGGUGUCAUCAGCAAUGGCAGUGUUGCCAACGGUUACCCGAAGAAUGGCUACAAAAUUGCAGCAGCGUCGGCGUCGGCGCCAGCGACCACACUGAUCAAUGGCAGCAGUGCCAGCAUGAACGGCAGCGUCAAGACGUCGACGGGGAACGGCAGCAUGUACAAGAACGGCGAAGCGCCGUUGCUGGCCAACGGACACAGCAAAAUGGUGGGUGGCGAGUUGGCUGCGCAGCUGACACAACGCAAAUUGCAGCAACAACAAAAAUAAUAUAGGGCCACAGGCGGCGUAGUGGCGCAUACGCUGGCUACGGCGUCGACGCUGGCGACGGCAGCUAAGCACACUACAACACACAAAGCUAAGAAAACACAAAAACAAUUACAGAAACAAAACAAAGCUAAAAAACA